AUGUUUGCCCUUGGUAAAUUUAACUUUGUUGUGAAAAACCUAUUGGCUCUGAUCCCAACCGGAUCAGUAGUACCUUUCAUAAAUGGAAAUGGGAUCCGAAACCUCGGAUUAUUUAUUAAUAAACAAGCAGUAGCUCUUGUUCUGGGAGCACUUUUUGGCCGAGCACAUCAGUGCAUUGAAGACCAGAAGGCUCUCCAGAUUGGUCAAGAUGCUACUGCGCAGAAAAACGACGACGACCUUUACUACGCAACGGAAAUGAUCUCGCUUUUGAAAGAAGAUUGGAAGGAUGCAACGUCGGAGAACUUUCUCCUCCUAGAUGAACUCGAAGAUAUGAAUUUCAACGAGGCUGCUCUGAUGAGAACGAAUCAAGAUUUACUUGACGAGUUCAUGGAUGAAAAGCAUAACGCUGAAGAGGAAAAUAAACUCCUGAAGAAGAAAAUAGAUGAGUUGGAAGACGCAUUUUUCCAGAAGGCCAAGGAUGUUGAAAAUAUGAACGAACAACUAGCACGAAAGGAAAAAGAAUGUGAGAACCAUCGAGAAAAACUGGAAGAACUCCAGAACCAAGCUGUGGACAAUGACUUCUACUGUGGGUACCUUGAAGAGAAGGUCAAGGCCUAUGAGGCUGAAAGAAAGAGGCUGUUCCAGGCGACGGCACAACUCGAGGAAUUAGAGGAACGAAAACCACCAGUUACCGUGGUAUACAAUUCUAUGGCAAAUGAAAAGAAUAAGAAUGAUGCUCUGAUUGAAGAAAACAAGGUCAAAGGAAACAUUUUCUAUAAGCUAGGACGACUAGAAGAAGCAAGUGAAUGUUUCCUCAGAGUCUUGGAUAUGGACGACGAUCAAGUGGACUGCAGGCGAAGACUGGGAUUAUGUCUCUUGUUGCUUGGCAGACAUAGCCAAGCUAUGACGCAGCUUGAGAAAUUAGAUGAUCAAGAAGAUUCGGUUGCAGCCGCCAGAACCUUGCAAAGAAUGCAACGUCAUGGCUGCCCAUACUACAUCCUAGGUAUUGCAGAGGAUGCUAAUUUGAAGGAAAUAAAGUGGGCCUACAGGAAGCGGACACUCAAGUUUAACCCUGAUAACUGCCAAGGGUCUAAAGACGAGCGACAACGCAGAAUGGAUAUCAUGCACAAGGUCAACUAUGCUAAUGAUCUCCUAUGUGAUACUGAUGAAAGAAGAAAAUACAAGGCAGUCAGGGAAUUCAUCAAGGACCUGGCAGAUAGUGUGUUUGAAGAUCCUCAGAAGACAAUGAAAGCAAAGAAGAAGAAACCUGGAAGGACAACGAAGAGGAAGAAAACUAAAGGAAACUAG
This is a messenger RNA of Macrobrachium nipponense, 1308 nucleotides long. RefSeq names its product dnaJ homolog subfamily C member 3-like. Gene Ontology annotation, molecular function: protein binding. Lineage: Eukaryota; Metazoa; Arthropoda; Malacostraca; Decapoda; Palaemonidae. The transcript has a single exon. The record is from RefSeq and is a predicted model, not a curated record. Bases 1 to 1308 code for a protein of 435 amino acids.